This is a messenger RNA of Coregonus clupeaformis (lake whitefish), 3473 nucleotides long. Its product is annotated as transmembrane and coiled-coil domains protein 1-like. The transcript is spliced from 5 exons. The record is from RefSeq and is a predicted model, not a curated record. Gene Ontology annotation, cellular component: endomembrane system. Lineage: Eukaryota; Metazoa; Chordata; Actinopteri; Salmoniformes; Salmonidae. Bases 134 to 1579 code for a protein of 481 amino acids.
GUCAGGUUCCAGGUACACUAAGUUUGUAUACACAAGUUUGGGGAGUUGGCGUGAGCAAUGGCCGAAUCGUCGGAGCGGGAUACAUAAAUUAAGUCGCUGGACAGAUGAAAACUGACUGAGGGAAUAAGAGAACAUGCAUUGGGAACAAGUACUCCGAUUGGAUAAUGGCAAGAUUGAGCAGUUGGAGGUGAGUGGCUGGGCUCAGACCCCCCAGGCAGUGUCGUGUGGGGAGGAUGGGUCUUUCCCUGGGGGUGACGAUUGCACCCUGGACCCCCAGCGCACCAAGCAGGCUAUCACCCAGCUGCAGCAGAAGAUCCUCAAGCUCACCGAGCAGAUCAAGAUUGAGCAGACGGCCAGAGACGACAACGUGGCCGAGUACCUCAAACUGGCCAACAACGCUGACAAGCAGCAGAGUGGCCGCAUCAAACAGGUGUUUGAGAAGAAGAACCAGAAGUCAGCCCAGACCAUCCAGCAGCUACAGAGGAAGCUGGAGCACUACCACCGCAAGCUGAGGGAGGUGGAGCACAACGGCAUCCCUCGUCAGUCUAAGGAUGUCCUCAGGGACAUGCAGCAGGGCCUAAAGGACGUGGGGGCAAAGGUCACAGGCUUCAGCGAAGGCGUGGUUGACAGUGUCAAGGGAGGCCUCACCAGCUUCUCCCAGGCUACACACUCUGCUGCCGCCGGGGUCGUCUCCAAGCCCCGAGAGAUCGCCUCGCUGUUCCGCAACAAGUUUGGCAGCGCCGACAACAUCCCCGGGCUGAAGGACUCCUUGGAUGACCCUUCAGGAGGCGAGGAGGGGUUGAUGGGGGCCGGGGGGACGUCUCUGGGCAGCGCAGCACACCACCACCUGCAGUCCAGCCCCAAGUACGGCAGCGAGGAAGACUGCUCCAGCGCUACGUCAGGGUCGGCAGGGGCCAACAGCACCACGGGGGCCCCCGGAGGCCCCCCCAGCUCCAAGGGGAACACCCUGGAGAGGAGCCAGAGCUCCAGCCUGGACAUGCUGCUACAGGAAGUGCAGGAGCUGAGGGAGGGCCAGGGGAGACUAGAGGAGAGUCUGGAGGGGCUGAAGAGCCACUAUCAGAGGGACUACACUGUCAUCAUGCAGGCCCUGCAGGAGGAACGGUUCAGGUGUGAGCGUCUGGAGGAGCAGCUGAAUGAUCUGACAGAGCUCCAUCAGAAUGAGAUCCUAAACCUGAAGCAGGAGCUGGCCAGCAUGGAGGAGAAGAUAGCCUACCAGUCCUACGAGAGAGCCAGAGACACACAGGAAGCCCUGGAGGCGUGCCAGACACGUAUCUCUAAGAUGGAGCUGCAACAGCAGCAGCAGCAGGUGGUCCAGCUAGAAGGCCUGGAGAACGCCACGGCCCGGACCCUGCUGGGGAAACUCAUCAACGUCCUCCUGGCCCUCAUGGCCGUGCUCCUGGUGUUCGUCUCCACCGUGGCCAACUGUGUGGUCCCCCUGAUGAAGACCCGCUCCCGCUCCUUCUCCACCCUCCUCCUCAUCCUCCUCUUCGCCUUCCUCUGGAGGAACUGGGACGCGCUGUCGGGCUGCACGCACCGCGCCCUGCAGCCACCCAGAUGACCGCUUGGCCACGUGUGUUUCUAUGACUACGCGUAGGGGUGGAACUCUGGCCACACGCACACACAGGAAGCAGGAAGAGCCUAACUGCCAAUGGGAUGUGGGGGUUGUCUUGACGGACGCUGAGGAAUGAGCCUAUCGGUUGAGCUCAGUGAGGCGGUAUUUGGACUGAGGAGAAAGUCCGGGUAGGAGGAAAGAUGAGAAUACCACUCAGUUAUGACUUUCGUUUAGGAAGAAUUAGACUUUGUUUACAUUUUUGGAGAUCAGAAAUAGUGUUUUCUUUCUUUCACAGGUUGCAUCCUCAUACUGUUUUUAUUUCCUAGGAGUUAAUCAAGUAUAUUAUUGUCGUUAUUAUUAUUUCUAAUAUUAUUUUUAAUACAUAUUUGUUUUAUUCAGUACCGUGUAGCAUUAAGCUCCUCCCACUCUGCACAAAGAGAAGCUUGUCAGGAAACUGAUUGGACGUUUACCUCAGAUGCUCAGGCCCUCUGCAGAGAAAUGCUACUCUGAUUGUCUGCCUUUCAGGAAGAAAGUGCUCUACCUGGCUGUUAUUGGUAGAAUAUAAAAAGAUGAAUGAAUGCCCUAGCACUUUUCCCACCACGAUGGGUUGAUUCUGAGAUCAGAAGGAACCUUUUCCACUGAUUAUCAUUGUUUCCCGGACAAUACUUUGAGUGUCACAUCUAGAGACUCCUCGGGCUUCCGUACUGUUUCUACUAGCGAUAAUUUACAUCCUUAUAAAGUUUUAUUUUUUUUAAAUAGAAAGAGAGAAUACAUAUUUUUAAUUAGGAGAGGUGAUAUAAUGACUUCUAGAGUGUGGAAUCAGCUUAGACAAGAGGGAGGGUUUAACAGUUAGGACCACUCACCACAGAGCCACCAGAGACCAUAGGUACAAAUAAGGCCACUUUGCAGGAAAUGUGGAGUUGCCAUGAUACUGCUUUCACUGAUGCCCACCCAUUGUGUCAGCUGAAGUCCAUGUUGAAAAGGAAUGCUGCUUUUGCCAGACAUAGACAACUGUAUCCACUGCCAUGCUACUGUUGUUCAAUGCGCUGCCUGUAUUACGAAUGUGACUCACUCCAUCACUUACUGUUCUCUCUCUCCCUUUCACUCUCAUUUCAUCCCCCUGUUUCCUCCAACAUUCUGUCCUAUGUGCCAAAACUCUCCUGUUGCACCUGGUGUAGAAAUAGGGACGUUUUUAUUUUCUUUCUUUCUUUGAUAUGUACAGAGAAAAGACCCAGAGCAGGUCAUAUAGCCUUGUGGGGAUGAGAGGGCAGAGCAGAUGGUCAUAGGCAAAAUGUCAAUUACACCCUAUUCCCUUUGUAGUGCACUACUUUUACUGUGUAUAAUAGAGAAUAGUGUGCCAGCAUAUAGUUCUCUUCGAUGAUCAGCCAAUUGUACAUACGGCCUACUUGUAUGUCUCAGCUUGGAUUUGAGGUGUAUGACAAAUCAUCAUCACUUUGUGCUUUAUUAGCCAACUCCUCUGACACAUGGUCAUGACAUUGCAGAUGGAUUUACUGAACAAAGCACAAACUGAUAUGGGACCAGGCUAACAGAAUAUACCUUAACAAGGCCACUUCUGGGUAAUUGCUCUGAGACACUCUGCUAAUGAUCUGAUGUGUGUUUCCUAAUCCGGGUCCUUGAUUACUGCUGAAUAUGCCUUUUUAUCCUCCCGUUCAUCUUCUCAAGGACCUUCAGUCGAGCUAGCUGACAUGAAUGAGUCCAUCUAAAGUCCAUUCUGCAGCUCCAUUAGGAGCUUGUUUUAAGAUAAUAACUGAUAGUGGGAACUGGAGACAAGUGUUCUGGGACCAGGAUUGUGAAACACUUUGUACACUUUGAGAAUGACACAAAUACUAAUUUUCACAAAGUCUGCUGCCUCAGUUUUGAUGAUGGCAAUUUGCAUAUA